AGCACAUACAAAUUAAGUUCUUACAAAGACCGGAACAUCUACAGAUACCAAAUGACAGUGCUGUACAUGGAUUAUUAGUCAAUCGUUUACCCGAGUCAGAGAAAACCCAUGACGUCACUUCUAUUCAGAGCACAGAUAAUUUCUCGGAUGUAAAAGCAACGCUGGAUUUUCCUAAGUAGACGCGAAAUGGACUGUAAACAACACGACAGAAAGCGUGCAGAUUAUAUUUGUACGACAUGCAAUAACGCGCCGAUCUGUCGGGAUUGUAAAACCGGGAAACAUAGCAAUCAUACAGUAAGAACGCCACGGGAAGUUGCUGUCAACAUCGAGAAAGAACUAACAAAACUGAAAAUUAAUGACACCCAAGUUAUUGCUGACCUUGAAUCUGACAGACAGUAUGUACCUUGUUUGAAAGAAGAACAGGGAAAAGAAAAUAAGGAGAUUGAAAAGCAAAUCAAUUUGCAACGUGGAAGAAUUCACGAGGCAGUCGAUAGAAUUGCUAAUAAUUUGGUGUCUUUGUACAAAUCGAAAAUGGAACAGAACUGCGACAUCCUCGACAAGCGUGCUAACGAAAUGCAGCAACACAUUGAAAUAACAUCUAAACACAUAUCUGAAGUGAGAGCCAUUCUGGAAGAACUUGAUGACGUCGAAGUCAUAAAUAAGGCAGGACGCCUUGUUGUUAGCAGGAUGUUAGAUUUUGAUGAUCUAGAAAAAGCAACAUACAAACCAGGAAUAAUUAAUAUUACAAAACUGGAAGAGAUGAUGGGUUGUUCAACAUGUUCUUUACCGGAAAAUGUGCCGAAUAUAACAUCAAAAGAAGCUAAGAGAGCGCAACACUGUGUUAAUGCCAAUAUUGCCAGGACAACUGUCAGAGCCUCUUCUGUCAAUCAAAGUUCAGAUUUUGUGGGUUCGGUACACGUAUCUCAACAAAGACUCGAGGUCAAAGAACGCGCAACCUUUCAGUGUUCUAAGAAUCUGCUUGCAAAAUCAUAUGCGUUCGAGAUAUGGCCGACAACAAAAAGAUUCUCGUGUAUAAAUUGUACAGGCAAAAACAAGCUGAAACUAUUCGAUAAAAACGGUCGUAUAGAAAAAAUCCUGAAACUUUAAAACCAUAUAGGUGGCAUGUUCGUUACACCCGAGGUGACUGAUUCAUUGUUGUUUUGUUGUUAUGGUGACAAUUGUAUCAAACAGGUGACUGGCCCAGAGUUACAUGUGUCUACGGCCUUCUCCACAGAAUCUCUUUAUCCACGGUGUGUUUGUAGAUCGAUGGAGGAUGACGAAAUUCACGUGACCCUCGUAGACAGUAAUGAUUUUACAAUAACACCUAGCAGUAUGCGUUGUGUAGCAACUUUCAAGAAAGGAGUAUUAUCACGCAGGGUGGAAAAGGACAAAUUUGGAGACGCUAUAUUUGUAAAACCCAGUCGAGUAAAAUUAAACAAGACUGGUGACAUUUUGGCCGUGGUUAAUCGUACAGACAUAUACAACACUCAUCUGGUGCUCCUCAACAAAGAUCUAACGUUGAAAUUGAGAUACCUAGGUAAUCAUGUAGUUUUGAAUGAUACACAGCGCUUUCAAUACCACCUAUAUUCACCUGAAACGCCAUACACAAUUAACGACUUUGAAUUCAUCGCCGGGGACAAUCUUAUAGUGUGCGAGCGGUACAGCCGCUGUGUCCAGCUCCUUGCGGGGGGACUUUCGACAUUUGAGGACCGUUGUACCGUCAGGGAAUGUAGUUCCCUACUCAUUGGCCUGCUACGCUGACCGGAUGUGGGUGGGGUACUUCGACGGAAGUGUGAAAGUUUACGAUAUCGGUUCCUGAUUGGUCACACAUUGAUAGCAAAAUCGGAUUGAAUUCAUGUCAGUAAAGAGGAAUCAGGAAAAAAGCAGGAAAAUAACAACCUAUGAUAUUUCUAUUAUUUGUUAGCCCUAAUAAUGAUCUGUGAAAUUUACGCGAAUCGAGUAAUGCGUGUUACUUGCUA
Messenger RNA from Mizuhopecten yessoensis (Yesso scallop), 1979 nucleotides. RefSeq lists its product as uncharacterized. The transcript has 3 exons. The coding region runs from base 187 to 1107 and encodes 306 amino acids. Gene Ontology annotation, molecular function: zinc ion binding. The record is from RefSeq and is a predicted model, not a curated record. Lineage: Eukaryota; Metazoa; Mollusca; Bivalvia; Pectinida; Pectinidae.